AUGCGGUCUCUUUUAGUGACAAGGCCAGGUCCAUUCGGCCUCUUCCAACUUCCAGCAACAUCAACCUCUACAGCGGCCGAUGUUGUUCGUUUAUCAACAACUCCCGGACCGAAUUCCAUGUGUUUGUCACCAAAUUCUCUAUCUUUGAAUAAGAAGCAGUCAAGACCCACAUUUACUGGUCAUCAGAUUUUCAUGUUGGAGAAGAAGUUUGAGCAAACGAAAUAUCUGGCCGGAUCGGACCGGGCUCAACUCGCCCAAGAAUUGAGCAUGAGCGAAAGUCAAGUGAAAGUUUGGUUCCAGAAUCGACGCACAAAAUGGCGCAAAAAAGAGGCAGCAGACAAUGCGUUGGUGAAACGUGGCGAAACGCUCGAUUCUACGGGACAUUCACAGCAUUUACAUGGCCUGACAUCGUUCUUAUCACCAUCUAGUUAA
Molecule: messenger RNA, 432 nt
Organism: Cercopithifilaria johnstoni
Lineage: Eukaryota; Metazoa; Nematoda; Chromadorea; Rhabditida; Onchocercidae
Source: the annotation of a GenBank genome assembly